This is a messenger RNA of Penicillium antarcticum, 1229 nucleotides long. Its product is annotated as GTP-binding protein RBG1. Lineage: Eukaryota; Fungi; Ascomycota; Eurotiomycetes; Eurotiales; Aspergillaceae. Gene Ontology annotation, molecular function: GTPase activity; GTP binding. The transcript is spliced from 9 exons. Gene Ontology annotation, biological process: cytoplasmic translation. Gene Ontology annotation, cellular component: cytoplasm. The record is from RefSeq and is a predicted model, not a curated record. Bases 20 to 1126 code for a protein of 368 amino acids.
GCUGGUUUCAAUCGCCAAGAUGUCGACCACUAUUGAAAAGAUCAAAGAAAUCGAGUCCGAGAUGGCUCGGACUCAAAAGAACAAGAACACCUCGUUCCAUUUGGGACAGUUGAAGGCGAAGCUUGCUAAGCUCAAGCGUGAACUCUUGACGCCAAGUAGCGGAGGUGGUGGUGGCGGUGGUGCCGGUUUCGAUGUUGCGCGUACUGGUGUUGCUAGUGUUGGCUUCAUUGGUUUCCCAUCUGUUGGAAAGAGUACCCUGAUGAAUAAAUUGACUGGCCAGCAUUCCGAAGCUGCCGCCUACGAGUUUACAACCCUCACAACUGUCCCCGGUCAAGUAAUGUACAAUGGCGCCAAGAUUCAGAUUCUUGAUCUUCCCGGUAUUAUUCAAGGUGCCAAAGACGGAAAGGGUCGUGGUCGACAGGUUAUUGCAGUGGCCAAGACUUGCAACCUUAUCUUCAUUGUUCUUGACGUAAACAAGCCAUUGGUUGACAAGCGUGUCAUCGAGAACGAAUUAGAAGGAUUUGGUAUUCGGUGUAACAAGACACCCCCCAACAUUCUGUUCAAGAAGAAGGACAAGGGUGGUAUUGCCAUCACCAGUACCCAGCCUUUGACUCACAUUGACAACGAUGAAAUCAAAGCUGUGAUGAACGAGUAUAAGAUUUCGUCUGCCGAUAUCUCCAUUCGAUGCGACGCCACUAUCGAUGACCUGAUUGAUGUCCUUGAAGCCAAGAGCCGAAGCUACAUUCCCGUCAUUUACGCCCUGAACAAGAUUGAUGCCAUCUCUAUCGAAGAGUUGGAUCUGCUUUACCGGAUUCCCAACGCCUGUCCCAUCAGUUCGGAGCACGGAUGGAAUGUUGAUGAGCUGAUGGAGAUGAUGUGGGACAAGCUCAGGCUGCGCCGAAUUUAUACCAAGCCUAAGGGCAGAGCACCCGAUUACUCGGCACCUGUUGUGCUGCGUUCCUAUGCAUGCACAGUCGAGGACUUCUGUAACUCCAUUCACCGCACUAUCAAGGACGACUUCAAGCACGCUAUCGUGUAUGGUCGCUCCGUGAAGCACCAACCGCAGCGUGUUGGUCUUUCGCACGAGCUGGCCGAUGAAGAUAUCGUGUCGAUCGUCAAGCGGUAAAGGAUUUGGCCACAAAUCCUAGACCCCUACAGCCCGCGUGCGGAGCGGCGAGCUAAUCCGAGCGGCGCUGGUGGCAGGUGGUCUGUGCCAGCAUGUCCCUGCG